Molecule: messenger RNA, 3641 nt
Organism: Xiphias gladius (swordfish)
Lineage: Eukaryota; Metazoa; Chordata; Actinopteri; Istiophoriformes; Xiphiidae
Product: SH3 and cysteine-rich domain-containing protein 2-like
Exons: 11
Coding region: 371-1627 (418 amino acids)
Biological process (GO): positive regulation of protein localization to plasma membrane; skeletal muscle contraction; positive regulation of voltage-gated calcium channel activity
Cellular component (GO): extrinsic component of cytoplasmic side of plasma membrane
Molecular function (GO): protein binding
Source: RefSeq, a predicted model, not a curated record
GAAGCUGGCCGGUAGAUGGGAGAGGAGCGAGGCAGCAGACCGGCUGCCGUUACUGGAUGUUUACCUCCACGAAAUACGUACUCAGUUGGCCUUUUUUUUCCUGCACCAAUUUACCCGACAACUAUAAGCACCAUUUCGACGGAAUGCCUUACUGUACCAAGUAAAAACCAACUCCCGGAUGGACGCUGCCGACGAAAGAUGUAUUAACAGUCGAAACUGGCGCUACUUCGUUGGCCUGGAGACCGUAGCGAUGUUUAAACCUCUGUGUGCUUAGUUUCACCAUUCCUCGGUCGCCGUCGACUUAGCAAUUUGCUUAAGUUUUGCAGUUGAAGGAGCAUUUUUUUUUUUUUUUUUUUUUUUUAAAUCCGAGAUGACGGAAAUCAGCGAGAAGGAGAAUGAACCACAAAACAGGGACCUUCACCGACCACAGGCUACCGUGCCCAGCCAGCCCGAAUCAAAGUUGCAGCGGCUGAAACGCUCCCUAUCCUUCAAAUCAGUCAUGCGCAGCAAGAGUGUGGACAACUUUUUCCAGCGCAGCAAUGGUGAAACCCGCCCACCCUCAGCCCUCAUCACCACACCACCACCUCCACCAUCUCCUCCCCCCUUCUCUGAGUCCCCCAUGGCCUACGAGCGGUCUCCCUCCCUGUCCCCAUCAAUCAGUCCCAACCCUUCAUUGUCAUCACACUCACCUUCAAUCAGUCCCUCACUGUCCGUCACCUCCAAGACCCAGCCAAAGACUCAGGCACAGUCGGUGCAGCCGGUCAAGAACCACUGUUUCCAGGAGCACGUCUUCCGUAGGCCUACCAGCUGCCAGCGAUGCAAACACAUGAUCCAAGGGAACUCCAAGCAGGGGCUCCGUUGUAAAGCCUGUAAGCUGGCGGCCCAUCUCUGGUGCUCCUCUGAGCUCUCCCAGCAGCCCUGUAAUGGCAAGACUGGAGCUUUCAAGAGAAACUUCAGCUCUCCUCUGCUAACCAGUGAUCCGCUGGGUGUGGUCAGAGAGGCUCCUCCUGCUCAGGAAGCAGAUAAUGGCAUUGUUGACCCUGUGUAUGAGGCACUGCGCUAUGGGACGUCGCUGGCUCAGAUGAGUCGCUCCAGCUUUGGCAGUAUCUCAGAGUCGCCCUGUCAUGAGGCAGAAAAACCACAAGACAAACUAGAAAACCAGCCUAUAGCUGAAGAGGAACACAUCCCAGGAAUGCUCACCCCUCCUGAAAGCGAGAAGGCUGAUUCAGAAGACAGGGUCAGCCUGAAGACUCCCAAACGAGUAGAGGUCCACUCCAUCCACACCUAUGUGGCUCUCUACAAGUUCCUACCUCAGGAGAAGAACGACUUGGAACUACAGCCUGGCGACAGAGUUCAAGUCACAGAUGACUCCAACGAGGACUGGUGGAAGGGGAAAAGCAGAGACAAGGUGGGAUAUUUCCCAGCCAACUUUGUGCAGCGGAUCCGCCCUGGCGAGCGGGUGUGGAAGGUCACUGCUGGUUUCCCCGGCAACCGAGACAAAGGCCAGAUGACUGUUAAAGAGGCCCAGAUCUGUGUGGGGAAGAACGAGGAGACUGACGGUUUCCUCCGGCUGACCAGCGGGAAGAAGAGAGGCUUGGUCCCUAUGAAGUACCUGGUAGAAAUAUGAUGGUGGCGCAAUUCUCCUUUACCCUCAGUUUGAUAGAGAAGUUCACUAAAAGGGAAAAUUACUCAGGAGUGUUUAGCCAACACCUCACUGACCACCAACCACCCACCACCACCCCUCCAAAAAGUGGCAGUUAAGUAGCAGCUUGAGUGGACGACAAGCCACAACUUUGCUUUUUACUGCAGAGGAUUUUAAAGGUUAAGACUUAAAGGAGGGGCGCUUCUUUAGAGUUCUUUAAAGCUACUUUUCUUGGAGCACAACUUUACUCUGUGGGGUUUUAUACACACUCACAACAGAAAUGUAGCAUCAUAUAGAAGAGGAUUAGUGUGCAGGAAGUCUGGCUACCUCACUAGCCAUCUCCACUGGCCAUCCAUCUGCGAAAAAAGGGGAGAGGACUACUUUAUUAUGAUGUCAAGGCUUGUCCAAGCCUAAGGGACUUUGUGAGCAAACUGUCUUCAUUUAAUUGUUUGUGUAGAGAAAACAAGACUUAAGAGAUUGUGAAAGAUCGUAGCUGUUUAUCGUAGUUGCUUGUGCAAGCACGUUUUGGUUGGUUGUUGGUGUAGUAGAUUCCACAAUGGAUAUAAACUAUGAUGAUCCAGUUUUGUAUGUGCAGACUGCUGUUGUGAUACGGAUUCCUGAUGUGCAUACUGUAUGUGUCACUCCCGCUCUGACUAGAAAAUAAUUCAGGUAUUACAUUAUGUUAAAAAUUCUCUGCUACAUUUUGGUCAAAUGAAAGUGAUAACACACACACACACACACACACACAUAUACGGGGGGGGGUUCUGUAUAUUUCAGACUGCUCUCCAGUGAUUAGAUUACAGUACAAUUUUGCUCUUCACAGCUCUGUUGUGACAAAUGCUCUCCGUGCACCUCGGGGAGCUUCUUUCUCAGUAUGACCUUCAAUCACACUUUUUCUACACACACUAACACACACACAUUUUGUAGCUCACUGCGUUCCAUGUAACUCAAAAAUCAGUCACUAGAAUCUGCUUCCUGUCAUAUUCUCAGCGUUGUCUAUCUGUAUGUAAUGUCCUGUAAUAUUAGCUGUCAUAUCUGGUUGUUUGCUACAACGUGAGGACGGUGUGCUGUCCUGACUUUCCUGAUGUACAUGCUUUUCUCCCGGAGAAGAGCAGAACAAAGAAAUACUGUAAUUCAGGAUGGUUAAUUAAAAACCAAACUCAGUGUUACUUUUCAAAAAAGUGACAGAGGCUGUCAUACAUUCUGUCUUUGAGAAGGUCAUACACCUGUCAAAAACAUGUUGAAUUUUUGAUUAAUGGCCAUUUUUUUCUCUCAGCACACCUGGUUACUUUCAAGUAACACUGAGGGACUGUUAUUGCUGCUGUAAUUAAAGGUGAUAAAAGAUCAAAUCACCUCACAUCAUUUGAUUUAUUGCUGUGUCAUUAUAAACCAUAAAGGAGUAACAAACUGCCUUUGUUGCAGCAAUAACUGUAAAAAGAAAUGACAGUAUUUGUAAAUAGCCAUAUAGAGAUACUGUAUUAUCUGAAAAAUGCAUUAUUAGCCUUUGAAUAGCACUUGGACUAAGACGUUUGCAGCUAUCCAUGAGUCAACUAAGGGCAUUACCUUCACAGUUAUAAAUUACAGGAGUUUACUAUUUAUUGUCCCACUUAUCGUUGUAUGCAGCUCUAUGCUCAAUGAACAUCUAGCCCUGUCAGCACAAAUCUUUUCAAACACUAUGCAGAACAGUUCUAGUCACUCACUUUAUUUUAGACUCAGCUUACUUCCAGCGUAGCCGCGCAUGUGUCAGUGUAUACCCGUGCUUUUGCAGUGUGGAUAAAGAUUUGAAUUUGAACUCCAGCUUUGGGAGUGUUGCAGCUCUACUUAGUGUCGAUCUGGGAUCAGUCUGUACCAUGCCAAUCCUAAACAUUACCUUCACUGACUAGAACCAAGAUUGGCUCAGGAUCAGUAUUACCCAGGUGAACUCCCUUUCUCACUUUAAUGGACACUACCAGGCUAGUUCUCUGCAUGGCUAGCUGCCCUUCGAUCCUCACACAUCACA